Messenger RNA from Chlorella variabilis, 6288 nucleotides. RefSeq lists its product as hypothetical. The record is from RefSeq and is a predicted model, not a curated record. Bases 1 to 6288 code for a protein of 2095 amino acids. Lineage: Eukaryota; Viridiplantae; Chlorophyta; Trebouxiophyceae; Chlorellales; Chlorellaceae. The transcript has 20 exons.
AUGCCCCCCGGCGCCUCUGCUGCGGUCUCCGACACGCGAGAGGCCAGGCUCAGCAAGCUCAAGCUGGCCAGGAGCCGCCAGGGCGCCAACCAGCGGCUGAGGGAGGGCCUGCACGAGGCGCGGCAGCAGCUGGAGGCGGUGCACGCGCAGCUGGCGGCCCUGCAGGGCCUGCAGCAGCGGCUGGAGGAGGGCACACCCGGGGCGGAAGAGCUGGCGGCGGCGGCGGUGGAGCAGGAGCGGGCGGCGCAGGCGGCCCGCGACGCUCAUGUGCUGCACCUGCUGCGCUCCAAGGAUGAGGUGAUAGAGAGCUUCGAGGCGCGGUACGCCGAGAGCCGUGCGGAAGCCGCGCAGUACCACGACCAGCUGGCAGACGCGCGGCAGCAGCUGGACGGCAGCCAGGUGCGGGUGCGGGAGCUGCUGGAGGCGCAGGCCAGGCAGCGGCAGGCGGCGGAGGUGGCGGCGGCGGCGGCGGCGGACGCCGAGGCGGCGCUGAGGGCGGAGGCGGCGCACCUUCAGGCGGAGGCGGCGCAUGCCGCGCCGCUGCGUCAGCGUGUGCAGGCGCUUGAGGGGCAGCUGGAGGGUACGAGGGAGGAGCUGGGGGCCGCCCGCCGCCAGCUGCACACCCUGUCGGACAUGGUGGAUGCAGCCAACGACGCCAUUCUGGAGGUGCAAGCGCUGCUGGGGAAUCGGGAUCGGGAGGUGGAGCGCAAAGAUGAGGAACUGGGGGCCUUGCACCGCCACCUGGCGCAGCUGCUGGGCCUGCCCCGGCGGGACGCCGCCGUGCAGCACCAAGUGCGCAUCGGCGGCGGCGGCGGCGGCGGCGGCGCGGCCACGGAGCCGGCGGCCGCGGCCAGGAUAGCGGCGCUGGAGGCCGCCAACGAGCGGCUGGAGCAGGCACUGGUGGAGGCCACUCGCCGGGGCGGCGGCGGCGGCGGCGGCGGCGGCGGCGAGCCCUGGGCUGCCGCCGGCGCCGGCCGCGGUGGUGGGGCUGGUGGUGGGAGUGAGGAGGGGGAGGAGGAGGAGGUGACUGUGGGGCAGCUGACCGCCCAGCUGGCGCUGGCCGCAGGCAGGGAGCAGGCUGCCGAGGAGCGUGUGCAGCAGCUGGAGAGGCUGCUCAAGGUGGCAGAGGCCACGGUACUGCACAACGAGGUGCAGCUGCAGGAGAGCUUGGAGGGCCGCUUGCGGGCUGAGGAGCAGGUGCAUGGCCUGAGGCUGGAGCUGGAGGACGGACAGGCCCUGCUGGCACAACUGAGUGCCCAGCUUGGUGAGCUGGCAGCUGCGGAGGCGGCGGCGCGGGAGGAGGCGGCCGCGGUGCGGGGCGCGCUGCGGGCAGCAGUGGCCGAGCUGGAGCGGCAGGCUGCGGGCAGCGAGGGGCUUCAGCCUGUGGCGGCCAGCCAGCAGGAACUGGCUGAGGGGGGGCAGCCUGUGCAGCAGCAGGACGGCGGCACCGGCGCCGGAGACAACCGCAGCGUCAGUGCGGCAGGCGGCAGCCUUGGCAGGCGGCAGGCCCCAGGGGGCGGCCAUCAAGAGGCAGCGGCAGGUGUGGGCGUGCUCGUGCGGCGCAUCCGCGCUCUGGAGCAGCAAGUGGAGCAGCAGCAGGCGGCGGCACGGGAGGCGGCGGCGGCGGCGGCGGCUGUGCAGCAGCAGCAGCAGGCCGCUGCUGCUGCCGCUCCGGCUGUGCAGGCUGCCGGGGUGCAGUGCGAUUCCCCCAGCAAGCGCAGCGCUGCGGUGCAGACCCCACCAGAGGCAGAGCCGGCUGGCGGCGAGUGCGCGGCAGCCGGCGGCGACGGCGCGGAUGGCGCGGCGAGUGGCACUGGGGCGUGCUACGGCCAGCCCAGCCCCCGGCACCAGCAGGUGGCGCAGCUGACGGCCCAGCUGGCGGCUGCCAGGCUGGCGGAAGUGGGGGCCAAGGCAGAGCUUGCUGCGGUGGAGGCUCGCCUGCAGGAGGCGCAGCAGCAGCUGGAGCAGCAGGAGCAGCAGCAGCAGCAACGUGCAAGCUGCGGCGAGCCUGCCGGUGCUGCCGAGGCGCCCGUGCACGGCGAAGAGUGUGCGUGCCCGGCGGCAGAGCAGCUGCGAGCUGAGCGCAGGCAGCUGCAGGAGGAGUUGCGGCGCCUGGGCGGCUGCGUGGCGGCGGCAGAGGCGGCGGCAGAGGCGCGGCUGGCGCGCGCGGGCGCAGCGGCGCAGGCGCGGCAGCAGGCUUUGCGGGAUAAGGUGGCGGCGCUGGAGCCGGGCAGGACCGAAGCCAGCGAGCUGCGCAGCAGCGCCUAUGCCGCCGUGCACCGGCUGCAGCGGGCGCUGCGAGAGCACGGGCGCGGCGACGCCGCCGCCGCGCCCGCCGACGGCGGCGAGCGCGAGGCGGCGGCGGCGCCGCUGCCGGGGCAGCUGAGGCGGGCCGUGGACGGGUUGCUCGUGCUGCUGCAGGAGCAUGGGCAGCUGGUGGCCGCUUUCCAGCUCCACCUCCUGCACCAGCAGCAGCAGCAGGGGCAGCAGCAGGGGCAGCAGGGGCAGCCGGCGGCAGGGCCUGCAGGCGCCACGUCAGCGGCCGCCACGUCAGCGGCAGCAGCAGCGGUAGCCGCGGCCGCGGCCAGUGCCGGCGGCGGCGGUGGCGGCGGCGGCGGCGGCCUGUCUCUGGAGGCCUCCCAGAGGGCGGUGAUCCGCUCGCUGGCGGCGCAGGUGGUGCAGCUGCUGCAGCGCAGGCCGGAGCGCGGGGCUGCCGCCGUGGCACGGCGGCACCCUCGGGAGCAUGUGGGAGGCGCGCCACGGCCCUCCCCGGCGGCGCCGUGCCGCGACAGGGAGGCUGCCGCAGCAGGAGAGGCAGGCACCCCCACCUCGGCAGCUUCGCUGCCGCCCGCGGCGGCAUGGGAAGCAGGCAGCCCGGCCAGCGGCGGCGGCCAGGGGCCGGCGGGCUGGCGGCACCAGGCCAGCGGCGCGGCGGCGGAUGCCUCUCAGUUGUUGGGCCUGUUUGGCCUGCUCAGCCAGCAGCUGGCCGGGCUGGCAGCCGUGCAGCAGCAGCUGGAAUCCGCUGUCGGCGGCGGCACGCCUGGCAGCCCCGCAGCUGGCGGCGCCGGCGGCUCUCCAGAGGCCCUGCCAGAGGCGGCGCACGCGGCGGCGGUGCUGGGUGCGGAGCUGCCCGCGCUCCAGGCCACCGCUGCGGUGAUGGAGGCUGAAGUGCGGCGCGUGGCGGCGGCGGCGGCGACGGCGGCCACAGGCGCCGCGCCGGGGCUGGUGGGGCCUGCCGGCGUGCAGCCGCCGGCGGCAGGUGCGCCGGCCGCAGCGGCUGCGGCUGACGCCGCCCGGCGCAAGCAGAAGUGGAAAGCGCGGUGCAAGGAGGCGCAGGCGCAGCUGGCGGGCGCCACGUCAGCGGCGCAGCAGGCGGAGGCCGGCCUACGGGCGCAGCUGGCCGCUGCCGAGCGCGGCGCGGCGCAGCAGGCGGCGCAGCAGGCGGGCGCGGUGCAGGCGCUGCAGGCGCGGGUGGAGGAGCUGGCGACAGCUGGCGCCGCGCUGCAGGCAUCCCUGCACGGCACCGCGCACCAGCUGGCAGAGGCUGGCGCUGCGGCCGAGGGGCUGCAGGCGCAGCUGGAGGGCCAGCGGCGGCAGCACCAGGCUGAGCUGGCGGAGGCUGGCGCCCGCCUGGCAGCCGCCCAGGCUGAGCUGGAGGGGGAGCGGCGGCGCCACGCCGGCCUGGCCGCCGGGCUGCAGGAGAUGGCGGCGGGGCUGCAGAGCAGCGGGGACGCCGAGGGGCAGCUGCGGUACCGCCUGGCGGAGCUGGCCGAGCGGGUGGCGGUCCUGACCGCCGCACAGGAGGCAGCCCAGGCACAGGCGGAGCAGCAGCAGGCGGCGCUGUGCGAGGCGGCGGCGGAGGCGGAGGCGGCCCGCGCGGCACACGCCCGCCUGGCGGCAGACAGCCGGCGGCGGGAGGCUGAGCUGGCGGGGCGCCUGACGGCCAUGCAGCGGGAGUGCGGCGCGCUGCUGGAGACGGCGGCGCGAGCGGAGGAGCAGCACGGAGAGGUGGAGCAGCGGCUGCAGGCGCAGGUGGCGCUGCUGGGUGCCAGGCUGGACCAGCUUGGCGACGACGAGGCUGCGCGCUUUCCUCCCCUGGACGCAUCCCUUGGCAAGCUGCAGGCCUCUGCCGAGGGGCUGGAGGUCCGGCUGCUGCGGCUGGAGGCGGCGGCGGCGGUGGCGGCGCAGGACCGGCAGGCGGCGGCGGCGGCGCGGUGGGCGGCGCUGGUUCGGGGCCGGCGGUACCGCUCUGCGGUACAGCAGCUGCGGGACGGGCUCCAGGCGCAGCUCCUGGACGCGCAGGCGGCCUGCCAGCAGCAGCAGGCGCAGCUGCGGCAGCUGCGGGGCCAGCUGGAAGCUGCCCGAGACGAGUGCUCGGGCCAGCGCUCCCAGCUGCAGGCAGCCCUGCUGCAGCACCAGCGCGAGAUGCAGGCGGCGCAGCAGGAGCGGCAGCAGGAGGUGGCUGAGGUGGCGCAGCAGGCGCAGCAGGAGGUGGCGGCGGCGCGGCACGCGGGCGAGGCGGCGGCUGCGGCGGCGGCGGCCGAGGCCGAGCAGCGCUGCAGUGUGGAGAUGGCGGCGAGAGCAUGCCAGGCGGAGCAGCGGGCGGCGGCGGAGGCGGCGGCGGCCGAGGCGCAGUACGGGGCGGUACAGGCAGAGGUGGAAAGCGUGAGGGAGGAGUUCCGGCGGUACCGUGCCAUGAAGGCGGUGGAGGUGCAGCUGCUGGAGCAGCGGGUACUGCAGCAGCUGCACGGCGGCUCCAACGCUGCCAGCAGCAGCAAGGCGGCGGCUGGCAAGCCGGGGGCCCAGCCUGCCGGGCGCCCCGCCCCGCGCCAGCAGCCGCUGGAUGGCAGCAGCAGCCCUGGCGGUGCCACUGUUACAGCUGCUGAGGAGCUGCAGGCGGCAUGCCGGCAGGAGGGCAUCGCCGCUGCGCUGCGCGAGGCGCGGCUGGAGCGGCUGCACCGGGAGCAGGUGGAAAGCGAGCUGGCGGCGGCCGCGGCAGCCGCCGAGCAGCUGGGCGCGCGGGCGAGGGCCGCGGAGCGGCAGCUGGCCGCCGCCGGCAGCCGCCAGGCGGGCGAGUGCGGGCAGCUGCGGGAGCGCUGCGAGCGGCUGGCUGCUGAGCUGGCAGACUGCCAGCAGGCGCUGCGCCUGGCCAAGGCCGAGGGCGGGCGGCGGCUGAAGGAGCUGCAAGCGCUGCAGCGCGCGGCGGCGGCGGCCGCGGACGAGAACGGCGGCGCCAACGGCGGCGGCGCGGCGGCGGCGGCGGCGCAGCUGGAGGCUGAGCAGCGGGCGCGGGCGGCGGCAGAUGCGCAGCUGCGGGAGGCGCGCCAGUCCCUGGCCCGCAAGGCCGGGCUAGUCCAGGAGCUGCGGGCAAAGGUGGAGGGCUUGCAGCAGGCGGCUGCCGAGCUGGACCCCGCCCCGCUGGCGGCUGAGCUGGCGGCGUGCCAGGGGCGCCUGCGCGCCGCACAGGCCGCGUGCGCCAGCAGGGAGGCUGCGGUGCGGGAGCUGCGCCAGCGCCUGGACCAGCAGGCCAGGCAGGCGCACCAGCAGGGCGUGGCGGAGGGGCGGGAGCAGCAGGAGGUGGUUGCCGGGCAGCUGCGCCGCCAGCUGGCGGAGCGGGAGGACCAGGUGGCGCAGCUCCACCAGCGGCUGCAGCAGGCGCACGGCCAGCUGGAGGCUGCAUCCGCCGAGCUGCACGCCGCCGCCGCCGGCCGCGAGGCGGAGGGCGAGGGCGCCACCGCCCGGCUGGCAGCCGCCUGCGGCUGCUUGCGCCAGCUGGCCGCCGCGGCGCGCCAGCUGCUGGCCUGCCUGGCCCGGCUGGGCGGGCUGGCUGCUGCGGUGGGCGAGCAGGGCUGGGCCGCGCGGCCUGCCGACCCUCAGGCCGAGGCACUGGCAGCCGCCGCUGGCGACAUCGCCCAGCUGGUGGGUCUGGCCCCAGACGACGUGCGCUGCGUGCUGCUGCCUGGGCACAGCCCCCAGCCGGCGCCAGCAGCCGGCGGCGCGGCGGCCGCCAUCGACGCCGCGGCGCGGCACGCCGAGGAGGCGCUGCAGCAGCUGGAAGCGGUGUGGGGCGCAGGGGACUGGCAAGCCAGCCAGGCCGGCUGCGCCGCGCUGCUGGGCACUGUUGCAGCGCUGGUCGAGCACUCCGCCAGGGCUCACUCGACGCUGGCAUCCCUGUCGAGCCAGGCCAGCCAGGGGCCCGCGCCCGCCAGCUCCGCUUUCGGCGACCUGGAGCAGCAGCUGGCGGCUGCCGCGGCGGAAGUGGCGGCGCUCGAGGCGCGGAUGGGGUGA